Messenger RNA from Solanum stenotomum, 740 nucleotides. RefSeq names its product auxin-responsive protein IAA4-like. NCBI's taxonomy places the organism in Eukaryota, Viridiplantae, Streptophyta, Magnoliopsida, Solanales, Solanaceae. Bases 153 to 725 code for a protein of 190 amino acids. The record is from RefSeq and is a predicted model, not a curated record. The transcript has 3 exons. Gene Ontology annotation, molecular function: protein binding. Gene Ontology annotation, cellular component: nucleus. Gene Ontology annotation, biological process: regulation of DNA-templated transcription.
AUACAAUUCUCUUAUUUCACUUUCUCCUUAUAUAUUACAACAAGCCACCAUUAAGCGUCUUCAAAUCAAUCUUGAAGAAGAAAAACAUAAGUGUUGGAGAAGGAAACUUGAAUUGUUAUCUUUUUCUGAAUCAAAUUUGUGAAAAAAGAAAGAUGGAGUGUGUUUUGGCUCAUGAGAAAGAUUUGAAUCUCAAGGCAACAGAGCUUAGAUUGGGUUUACCAGGGAGGACAGAUGAAGAAUCUGACAAAGAAAUUGUCUUUAAUGUUAAGAAUAACAAAAGGGCUUUGCCUGAGGAUGAAGAUUGUGAAUCAAACUCCAUUUCUGAUUCCAAAACUCCACCUGUUGCCAAGACACAAAUAGUGGGGUGGCCACCAGUGAGAUCUAACAGGAAAAAUAGCUUUCCAUCAAAGAAAGCAGAUGCUGAGUGUGGGAUGUAUGUGAAAGUUAGUAUGGAUGGAGCCCCUUAUCUUAGAAAAAUUGAUCUGAAAUUGUGCAAGGGUUAUCCAGAACUGUUAAAGGCAUUAGAGAAAAUGUUCAAGCUGAGUAUAGGUGAAUAUUCAGAGAGGGAAGGGUAUAAAGGGUCUGAAUUUGCUCCUGCUUAUGAAGAUAAAGAUGGUGACUUGAUGCUUGUUGGAGAUGUUCCUUUUGAAAUGUUCUUAUCAUCAUGUAAAAGGCUAAGGAUAAUGAAAGGAUCAGAAGCAAGAGGGUUAGGAUGUGGAGUUUGAGAAGAUGAAUAAGAA